Drosophila innubila is the source of this 1462-nucleotide messenger RNA. RefSeq names its product protein ABHD13 (gene Bem46). Lineage: Eukaryota; Metazoa; Arthropoda; Insecta; Diptera; Drosophilidae. The transcript has 5 exons. The record is from RefSeq and is a predicted model, not a curated record. Gene Ontology annotation, cellular component: membrane. Gene Ontology annotation, molecular function: palmitoyl-(protein) hydrolase activity. Bases 117 to 1139 code for a protein of 340 amino acids.
AAAAAAAAAAUUUGAUCCAACUAUUUUCUAUAAAGUUUAAAGUAAUGUAUUUUUGAAAUUUAAGAUGCUAGAAUAGCAACAUGUAGCGCUUGUUUAUACGUACGCACGUGUUGAACAUGAAAGAAGUGGGCAUUGCGCUGCCCAAAUCGCGCGGUGUAGGCGUGGGCAUUGUGGGCGCAUUUCUGCUGUUUUUUAUUUUCUACUAUUUUUAUGGGGGUUAUAUGACGGUGACUCUCUUUGGAGCGAUUUUAUUACUUAUUUUCUAUUAUGCCCAAGACUUGCUCUUGUAUCAUCCGGACUUGCCAACAAACUCGCGUGUUUACAUUCCCAUACCCACAAUGCACAACCUGCCACAUCUAACAGUUAGUAUUAAGACGCCAGAUGACGUGACGCUACAUGCUUUCUGGAUCAGUCAGCCUGAGGAACGUUGCAAGUCGGUGCCCACAUUGCUCUAUUUUCACGGCAACGCAGGAAACAUGGGUCAUCGUAUGCAGAAUGUCUGGGGCAUUUAUAAUCAUCUGCAUUGCAACAUUUUGAUGGUCGAAUACCGUGGCUAUGGUUUAUCGACUGGUGUUCCCUCCGAGCGUGGCCUGGUCACAGAUGCACGCGCUGCAAUUGAUUAUUUGCUUACACGCCACGAUUUGGAUCAUAGCCAGUUAAUACUCUUUGGUCGCUCACUGGGUGGUGCAGUUGUUAUUGACGUCGCCGCGGAUACUAUAUAUGGCCAAAAACUAAUGUGCGCCAUUGUGGAGAACACAUUUACCAGCAUACGUGAAAUGGCUGUGGAGCUGGUGCAUCCAUCUGUGAAAUACAUACCAAAUCUAUUGUAUAAAAAUAAGUAUCACUCACUCAACAAGAUAAGCAAGUGCUCGGUACCUUUUCUAUUUAUAUCGGGCCUUGCGGAUAACCUAGUGCCACCGCGCAUGAUGCGUGCCUUGUAUACCAAAUGCGGUAGUGAGCAGAAGCGUAUGAUUGAAUUCCCGGGAGGCUCACACAACGACACCUGGAUAGUCGACGGUUACUAUCAGAGCAUUGGAGGUUUUUUGUUCGAGUUACAACAACAGCCAUCGCCAUUGCAGAAACCGCCGGAGAAGAGCAACGUAUGGGUUGAACUGGAACAUAAAAUUAUAGAUGUUUAAGUCCAAUUCAUAAUAUAUAUACACACAAAAGUGUUCUAUUGACUGUGUUAACACUGCGUUGGUAUACUAAUUAUAUACUAUAAGAUAUGAUAUAUGUACAUGUGCAUUGUAACAGAUUUUUUUAUGAAUCGAAUUAUGCUCUAGUUUUAAGCUGUUUUAUGCGCUUGUAGUUGUGUUUAUGGAAAGGCAAAUGCUUAGUGCGCUGUGGGUUCCAUAUUUUAAAUGUUAAACUACUUGUAUUAGGUUAAUUGUUAAUUAAAUGAGACGAUUAGCUUUAGGUUAGCCUACAAAUCUAAAUCAGGUUCCGCAAAUGCAAAAUACAA